Messenger RNA from Myotis myotis, 336 nucleotides. Its product is annotated as keratin-associated protein 21-1-like. The record is from RefSeq and is a predicted model, not a curated record. The transcript has a single exon. Bases 1 to 336 code for a protein of 111 amino acids. NCBI's taxonomy places the organism in Eukaryota, Metazoa, Chordata, Mammalia, Chiroptera, Vespertilionidae. Gene Ontology annotation, biological process: hair follicle development.
AUGUGCUGCAACUACUACGGGAACUCCUACGGGGGCUGUGGCUACGGCUGUGGCUAUGGCUCUGGUUAUGGCUGUGGCUAUGGCUCUGGCUAUGGCUGUGGCUAUGGCUGUCGCUAUGGCUCUGGUUAUGGCUGUGGAUAUGGCUCUGGCUACGGCUGUGGCUAUGGCUCAGGCUCAGGCUGUGGCUAUGGCUCCGGCUAUGGCUGUGGCUACGGCUGUGGCUAUGGCUGUGGCUAUGGAUCCAGAUAUGGCUGUGGCUACGGCUCUGGGUAUGGCAGUGGCUGCUGUACCUUCCGACCAUGCUGCUACCGACGAUGCUAUUCCACUUGCUGCUAG